Molecule: messenger RNA, 495 nt
Organism: Hydatigera taeniaeformis
Lineage: Eukaryota; Metazoa; Platyhelminthes; Cestoda; Cyclophyllidea; Taeniidae
Source: the annotation of a GenBank genome assembly
UUCUUCCAGCUCUUUUUGCACGAUGCUUCAUUUUAUUUUACUCCUCGCCAUCUGAAGGCGACAACGGAGCGCGUGGAGAGCGACAUCCGCUAUCCUGGAGUGACAAUAACGGUAGCGUCGCGCGAACACCAGGAUUACCCGUCUGACUCUUCGCCAGUCGACAGGCAGAGGCGUGCGAGCGGCCACUGCAGCACCGAGGGAGAGGAUCAGGAGGAUGAUGAGGAUACCGUAAUAGAUGUCCAAGAGGAGCAGGAUAGAGGUGCCACACGCACUCCUCAAGCUACGCCGCACCAGUCAACUACCGACAUUCCCCUUAAUUGCACUCGCACCGACGCCCAGAGGAUAACGGAAGAGAACGAUCCAGAGGUGACUGUGGAGUACUAUACGAACGAGGAGGGUCAGCGAGUGAAAAAGAUUAUACAGAAGCAACGAAAGGUGGUCACAACCAUCCACAAGGAGUCUGUGGAACGGUUCGAAACUACGGUAAGUAGAUAG